CGUAUGGGCGGGCGGGCUGGCUUUUGUUGGGAUGCUGGGAUUGAAUUCAUGGUGUCCGGCUCGACUCGGAUUAUUUCCUCCCCUUCUCCUCCUAGUGUCCUACUCCUUGACGAUGCCAUGCGCCGCCCGACAGAAAAAAAAAAAAAUAAUAAUAAUAAAUAAAGGAAGCUGCUUCCUACUGUCCGCUUUCUGCUUCUAGGCUUCGUACCCCGGUCCCGGCGAGGUAUCUAAUCUGUGAUUCCCCGUCCCCCCCCACCACAAAAUUUAACAGGUUUGAUUACCGAUGGCCCAAUAGUGCCUUGUUCUGGAUGUGGAAAGGGAUUGAGGCUCGAAAAAAUUUUAUUUCUGCUCAAAUGAAAUAUGAAACAACAUUAUAAUACAGGAAUUUCUGGAGUUAUGUCCUCAUCUUUACCUGUUCUUCCUAUAUCUCUGGAAGAGAAGUAUCUCAAACUGCUGGAUUCUCAACAGGUUACAAUGGAAAGGGAACUGAGCAGUGGGCCAACGGCGCCACUUCAUACUCCAUAUGUGAAAAACACUGGGGUUGUCGAAUCUUUUCUCUCGUCAGUUUCAGAGUUCUCUUCGGAUGUCCAUUGCACUUCUGUUCCACAGUAUGAGAGGCAGCCUGUUUCUGCUUCAUAUAUUUCUCAACCGUCAAGCAGUUCUUUGUCUUUGUCUUCAACAUAUUCGUCAUAUUCAGGAACAUGUCAACCUUCCAUGAGUAAUUAUCCCAAAGAGUCUGCGGAAAUUGCCUGGUGUCCGGAUUCACUUCAGGGAGUUCUUGAUUAUUCUGAUAAUGUCAAUACCAUGAAUGAUCAAUUCCAAAGCAGUUGUGUUAUGACCUCUGACAACCUUAUAAAGCAAAAUGAAUGGCCAGAUCUGACAGAUUUAAUGAAUGGUGAUUGGGAUGAUUUCCUGGAUAACAGAGAUGCAACUGAACCUCAGCCAAAGACAUCUGACUUGCAUGUUGUAUAUCCAGCAGCACAUGCAUCUACAGAUUUGUCAGCUCACCAUUCACAAAUCUAUCAAUCAGUUCGUUCUCAUUCUGGUGAGCAACGUGCUGUCAGUAGUCUCUCUUCUUCUGCCAAUGCUGCUCCAGCCAAGCAACGCAUGCGGUGGACCCCAGAGCUCCAUGAAUGCUUUGUAGAAGCUGUUAACCAGCUUGGUGGUAGUGAAAAAGCAACUCCUAAAGGUGUGCUAAAGCUAAUGAAUGUUGAUGGCUUGACCAUAUACCAUGUCAAAAGCCACCUGCAGAAAUACAGAACUGCUCGAUACAGGCCAGAAUCAUCCGAAGGAACAUCAGAAAAGAAUAUUGCUCCACUUGAAGAAAUGCCAUCUCUAGAUCUGAAGACUGGUAUUGAAAUCACUAAAGCAUUGCGACUCCAGAUGGAAGUCCAGAAACGACUUCAUGAACAACUUGAGAUUCAAAGGAAACUGCAGUUGCAAAUUGAAGAACAAGGAAAGUACCUUCAGAUGAUGUUUGAGAAGCAGUGCGAGGCAGGCAUCGACAAGCUCAAGGCACCAUCAAAUGAAGAAGAUCCCUCUUCCCAAUAUUCUGACCUAACACAUAAUGUCACCAAAGAUGGCAUAUCAGAAAAGGAUCAAGCUGAAACAGAAAAUUGCCCUUCCGGUGCAAUUAUGCUAGAAGAAUGUUCUCGACAGGUAGGGGACAAGCAGAAGAUCCUAGAACCUGAUGCUGAUAUCAGAUCAAAUAUGAUUAGGUCUCAUUCCUCACCUCACAAGCGUGCGAGGAGCCAUGAUGCAGAUGUGUCAUCUGCUACAUCAGCAUUUUACUAACUAAAUCAUGCUCUGAUGACCUGUGAAUAAAGCAACUUUAGUACAAUCAGGAUUUCAAGAUGACUUGACUUGCAGAAGUUGACCUGUACAACUGAUUGUUAAUGAAGUGCUUUCUUCGUAUUUUGAUAAAUAAAAAGGGCUAGGAUUUAAAGCUUGAGUUUACCAUCUAAAA
Messenger RNA from Elaeis guineensis (African oil palm), 1966 nucleotides. RefSeq names its product protein PHOSPHATE STARVATION RESPONSE 2. Lineage: Eukaryota; Viridiplantae; Streptophyta; Magnoliopsida; Arecales; Arecaceae. Gene Ontology annotation, molecular function: DNA binding; DNA-binding transcription factor activity. The record is from RefSeq and is a predicted model, not a curated record.